GUAAUGAGAUGGUGAUAAUGAAUAAUAAUGACACUAAACAAUAGGGCGAGGGGCACGGCAGAUGAGUGGUAUACAAUGGGUAUACAUUGUAUACAUCGCACAGAUACUGCGCAGUGUAGAUAAGCUUGGGGGGGCCGCUUCUGCUGACCCUAUAAGUAAGUACUUAUGAUGUACUUACUUACAUACUUGGGGGCAAAUUAUGGGAAACACUCCGGGAAAUACUUUAGAUUUGACUGUCACUGGGCAGGGGGUGCGCGCCUGCGGCUGCGGAAUGAGAGAUAAUAGAGGUAAUAAAACGAGGGACGAGACCCAUCGUCGACGCCGCGGGCCAAACAUACGUAGUAGGUCCUGUAGGCAUUCUUGCUUCUUCCGAGGCCUUGGUUGCAAGAGCGCGCGCGACUCUACGCGACCAAGCUCAGCUGGACCGACCGCCAGCAAUGCCAAGCAUUGGGUACCUAGUCAUUGGUAGGGAAGUAGGAUAUGGAAUGAUUGGAAUCUGCGCAUCGCACCGACCCGCCGCCCCCAAAUGAGAUAAGCCAAGUGAGAUCGGCCGCUCUCGUGGGAUGGGCUGUCGCUUAUCAAGAGCUGUCAUGUUGCUACGGCUAGAUGUGGCGCCGGGACGAGAGGGAAGGAUGGAGGAAGGGGAAGGGGAAGGGGAAGAGGGGAGGGGAGGGGAGAGGAAGCAAAGCGGGAGACGGGAGGGGGGUAAGAUGAGACCAGCACAAAAGUACAAGAGCGCCUCAGCUUCGCAACACCAGCAAUGCUACAAACGUGAGGCGGUGAGGAGCCCUGAGCUACCAUUCGACGAGGUUCAAUGGGGUUCAAUGGGGGAUGGGGGAAGGGGGAACAACCAACGAGGAGCGUGGAAAUCAACCGGGAGGCAUGGCAGCCAUGGCAGCCAUGUAAAGUACCUAGCCAAACCCCAGGCCAAGAAGCAAAUCAGACAAUCCAGACAAGAUAACGCCGGUGAGACAGGCGAGCAAGACGGUCAGACAAGCACAACCGAAGCAGGAGUUUGCGCCCCUCAGCAUCGACGAACAGGGAACGGGGAACCGGUAACGGGCAGCGGAAGAUGCGGAAGACAUGGAAGCAUGAACAACGAAAAGGAUUCAAUCGUUGGAAUGGAUGGAAUGGAAUGGAAUGGGAAAAAGGUAAUCAAUCUCCAGGCACUUACAAUGGACGUCAUGACGACUGCGCGCCCUGCCAGGGGUAUUAUGCAAGGUAGAGCCGACUCUUGCUCUCGGUACGUCCCAAGGCCGUGGCCCGUUUCUCGAAGCAAUAGUAUGCCGGUUAUCGAUGGCCGAUGGUGUUGCAACCGUUACCUCUGCCUUAGUAUUGGGGUAUUCAAGUUGCUGGAGCGAGGCCUGGUUGUCGUGCGGGGCGCGUGCCUUUUGCGGCCGUCUCCUCUUCGCAGAUGCUCUCUAGAUGUCUCGUGUAUCGCUGUUGUUCGCAAAAGUUGUCUUGCGCUCUGUCAUGUAGCCACGGUAUAAGUUGAUGCUGCGAUAUUUGACUCAACUGAACCGUGUGCCGUCGGAUAAUAAGGAGUGACACUACUGCGUCUGGCGAGGACUACGGAACAUAAUUUCCAGAGAACGCUUCGGUUUAAUAA
Messenger RNA from Xylaria bambusicola, 1609 nucleotides. RefSeq lists its product as uncharacterized. The transcript has a single exon. The record is from RefSeq and is a predicted model, not a curated record. The coding region runs from base 564 to 1490 and encodes 308 amino acids. NCBI's taxonomy places the organism in Eukaryota, Fungi, Ascomycota, Sordariomycetes, Xylariales, Xylariaceae.